AGCGGCAGCCUCGGGGCACAACCCGGGCAGGGGACUUGUCGGCAGCCGCCGGGCGCCGCGCAAGGACCUCGGGAGGCGGGAGCCGCGUCGCUGCGCACGGGCUGCCCGGCCCAGGUCCGUGCCGCGGAGCCGGGAUGAGGGCGCCCGCGCUGCUGCCGCCCGCGCUGCUGACCUGCUGCGGCUGGCUGCUCGCCCCAGUGAACAGCAUUCACCCGGAAUGCCGAUUUCAUCUGGAAAUACAGGAGGAAGAAACAAGAUGUGCAGAGAUUCUAAGGGCCCAAACAGAAACAUUCAAAGCCUGCAGCGGCGUCUGGGACAACAUCACGUGCUGGCUCCCCGCGGACGUCGGCGAGACUGUCACGGUGCCCUGUCCAAAACUGUUCAGCAACAUUUAUAGCAAACCAGGAAACAUAAGCAAGAACUGCACCAGGGACGGGUGGUCAGAGACGUUCCCGGAUUUCAUGGACGCGUGCGGCUACAAUGACCCCGAAGAUGAGAGCAAGAUCACGUUUUAUAUUCUGGUGAAGGCCAUUUACACCCUGGGCUACAGUGUCUCUCUGAUUUCCCUUACAACCGGAAGCAUAAUUCUUUGCCUCUUCAGGAAGCUGCAUUGCACCAGGAACUACAUCCACCUGAACCUGUUCCUCUCCUUCAUCCUGCGGGCCAUCUCGGUGUUGGUCAAGGACGACGUUCUGUACUCCAGCUCAGGGACUCUGCACUGCCCCGACCAGCCGUCCUCCUGGGUGGGCUGCAAGCUGAGCCUGGUCUUCUUCCAGUACUGCAUCAUGGCCAACUUCUACUGGCUCCUGGUGGAGGGGCUGUACCUCCACACCCUCCUGGUGGCCAUCUUCUCCCCCAGCCGGCGCUUUGUGGCCUAUCUCCUGAUUGGAUGGGGCAUCCCCACCGUCUGCACAGGUGCGUGGACUGCGGCCAGGCUUUCACUAGAAGACACGGGUUGCUGGGAUACCAAUGACCACAGUGUUCCCUGGUGGGUUAUACGAACACCAAUUUUAAUUUCUAUUAUAGUCAAUUUCAUCCUUUUUGUUAGUAUUAUACGAAUUUUACUGCAGAAGUUGACAUCCCCAGAUGUCGGCGGCAAUGACCAGUCACAGUACAAUCGCAGGAGUGUGCUCUUGGCCACUUUACAGGGACCCCCGGAGAUGGACUGUCUUGUCCAAAGGCCAGCGUUGCCAUGGCAAUUUUUCAAGCCGUGUUCCUCUCCUUCAUUCCAGCGUGGAUGUCCUCUAGAGAGCAGCUUAUUGAAGUGUUCUGCCCGCUCUCCUGUUUUGUAAUCUGACUUUUCUCUCCUUGGCCACACGUUGUUUGUAUUUUAUAUUUAGUUCUUUCUUGCCCAUCAGACCACAGGGUCCAGGGGACACCUCAUGUUGCGCCCUGUACUUAAUAAUAACUCAAGUGAUGUUUGUUGCCUGGAUGACAACAUGAACAUGGCUGUCAUCAUCUCCCUCGUGGGGAAGAGAAGUUAAGUAAAUCACUCCCCAUCAUCCAGCUGAUUAAUAAGGGUCUGAGAACUCCGUAAAGGAACUUGACGGUCAUAUGAAUUUCUAUCAAGAAUUUAUAAAGAAAAGAUAAAGCCCACAACUCGAGUAUAAAAUAAAGCCAGUUUAGUGUGGAAUGGUUGGUCCAGCUGAUAGGAGCCUUGGAUACAGGCAGAUUGGGGUUGGAAUUGCAGCUGCAGAAGCUGCGUGACCCUGGGUGGGUUACCUGACUGCCCCUGCAGGGUGGGCCCCCCCUCAGCUGUCUCCUUCCCUCCCCUCCUUUAGACAGCAGGGUGGACCUGGGGAGACAGGUGGCAUCCCCUGUGGUCAGCAGCCCAGUGCUGGGUUAUGUACCAGCUGGAGGCCUGGGGGAGGUAACUGCACUGCUCUGCCUCGGUUUCCUCACCUGUGAAGUGGAAAUAAUAAUAAUACUUGUCACAAGGUUAUAAGGACUGAUAGAGUUAAUAUUCAAAAGACAUUUAGUGGCUGGCACCAGCAAAGUGUUGCGAUAGAGUUUGGUAAACAUAUACAUAUAACUGUGCCCUGAGGUGUGACAGUCUCUGCCCAGCCCACAUCAGAGGUCAGGCCUAGAGAUAGGAUUCCACGUCAGACCACAAAGGAUAAAGUGGUUUCAGCCGAACCUUCCAAGUAGCAUCUUUACUGCUCAGGUGAGAAGCCGGGCUGGUUCCUGGACUCGCCCCAUGCCUGCAGCUCAGGCUGCCCUUCCAACUGAACUUCCAGUUUCUGCACGUCUUGUUCAGGGCCACGCUGACCUUUCCUCUGGGCUCUUUGGGAGCGUUCCUAAGCGGAUCUUAGAGAUGGAUGCUUUUACUUUGGAAACAAAAUAAAGUGGGCAUGAUAGAAUCUGUUCUUUUUCCAGGAUAACAAAAAGGCAGAGCACAUCUUUUCUGUGUAUCUGUCUCAUAACAGUAGUGGCAGAUGUCCAGGCACAGGGCCCCAGGGGUCCAGCUUCUAAAUCCCUUUUCUAGAAACUAGCACAACAGCAAAUUCCAGAUGGAUCAAUAGUGAGAAUCCAGGCAGGUUCUCUCUAACAUUUAAAUAAAGGGCAGCUCCCUGCAGAAUCCCAGCCUUCACUCACUGGGCUGGCAGAGACCCGAGGUAGUGAAGGCAGCAAGUGCACCGUGGGUGUUGCAAAGUCAAAGGUUCAAAACUGCACAUGGUGACAGCUGGGUGGUCAG
This is a messenger RNA of Orcinus orca (killer whale), 2695 nucleotides long. It is a transcript of the gene VIPR2, whose product is annotated as vasoactive intestinal peptide receptor 2. Lineage: Eukaryota; Metazoa; Chordata; Mammalia; Artiodactyla; Delphinidae. Gene Ontology annotation, biological process: adenylate cyclase-modulating G protein-coupled receptor signaling pathway; cell surface receptor signaling pathway. The coding region runs from base 135 to 1292 and encodes 385 amino acids. The record is from RefSeq and is a predicted model, not a curated record. Gene Ontology annotation, molecular function: vasoactive intestinal polypeptide receptor activity; G protein-coupled peptide receptor activity; peptide hormone binding. The transcript is spliced from 11 exons. Gene Ontology annotation, cellular component: plasma membrane.